Messenger RNA from Syngnathoides biaculeatus (alligator pipefish), 2012 nucleotides. It is a transcript of the gene pomk, whose product is annotated as protein O-mannose kinase. The coding region runs from base 313 to 1353 and encodes 346 amino acids. Gene Ontology annotation, molecular function: ATP binding; carbohydrate kinase activity; protein kinase activity. Gene Ontology annotation, biological process: protein O-linked glycosylation; protein phosphorylation; carbohydrate phosphorylation. Gene Ontology annotation, cellular component: endoplasmic reticulum membrane. The transcript is spliced from 4 exons. The record is from RefSeq and is a predicted model, not a curated record. Lineage: Eukaryota; Metazoa; Chordata; Actinopteri; Syngnathiformes; Syngnathidae.
CAGUGACCUAAACUUAUGUUUACAUUGUGGUCAUAUUGUGAAAAUUCCACAGGAAUUUUGUUGAAUGUUUCCGGUUGUAGUUGCACUGACGGUCUAAGAUGUCUCGCAAACGCUGCCAAAUUCUGGCAAAUGAGACAAAAAACGGUCUCUUAACAGUAUGAGCUCUGAUUACUAUGCGACCCAACAGAAUUGUAGACAAUAGAUAUACCAUCCUCACAUGGCGACCAUGUCAAUGCCCAUCAUUCAACAUGGCCACCAUCGAGGCAGGGGAGGAUCUAGUAGUAUAUCUGUGAGUAUGAAUUGCAGUUCAACAUGGGUCGUCGAAGCAGCACUUCAAUCUACCAGAGAACUCCAGUUGUGGCAAUCUUUCUUGCAGCUUUACUCCUCAGCAACAUCUUGAUCUACCUGUAUUUGGACUCUGUGUAUCAAUCAGAUAGACAACCAGUCACCACUCAUAAUGGAUGUCUGGCUCAAUACUUUAAAAUGCCAACAAUGAAGAACUGCACACCGUGGCUUCAAUGUCCUAUGAUAGAAGCGGACGUUCGCAAGCUGAAGCUCAUCGGCCAAGGGGCAGUGAAGAAGGUCUACUUGGCUGAAUGGAAGGGUCAAAAAGUGUCUGUGUCCAAACUGUCUUCUCUGAACUACUCUCAGGAUUUUCUCCAUGGAGUAUCCAUGUUAAAGGCACUGCAGGGUCCCCUGGUGGUACAAUUGGUGGGGUUUUGUCUGAAAGACCAUACCAUGGUCACACAGUACCAUCCACUGGGCUCACUUCUCAAUUUGAACAUAGUUCUGGCACAGGAGCACCAAAAGCAUCGCAACACUUGGCAGACGCGUCUGAUGUUGGCGAUAGACUACAUCUCUAUCCUCCAUUACCUCCACAACAGCCCAGCUGGGCGGAGGGUGAUGUGUGAUUCUAACAGUUUGGAGAAAACCCUCUCCCAAUUUCUGCUCACCAAUGAUUUUCACCUGGUGGUGAAUGACCUGGAUGCACUCCCUGAGGUAGACGUGUCCAGAGGCUUGCUGGUGAAAUGUGGCCACCACGAGAUCAGCGGUGACUUUGUUGCACCAGAGCAGCUGUGGCCAUUCUAUAACAAAGGGAAGCCUUUUUCAGAUGAUCUGAUGCAUGAGUAUGAUGAAAAGACAGAUAUCUGGAAGAUCCCAGAUGUCACACAAUUCCUGAUAGGAAGAGUGAUUGGAGGAGAUUUAAUCCACUUCCAUCUUUUUCAGAUUCAUAAGGAGUGUAAGUCACAAGACCCUAAACUCCGCCCUUCAGCCCUGGAUGUGUUAAUGAUUUACAAGGCAGUUUACAGCAAUAUGGCCCGAAACAAUGGUGAGUUCAGAGAAAAGCUUUAAUAUUGUAAGGAUUCUCAGGAAAGUGCUAAUGAUAUAUAUGCCCCACACCCAAAAAAAAAAACCAAAAACAUAACUGUGAUCAUUCUUUUUCUAUUGGUGGAAGUAAAUCAGCCAACUAAAAGUAGUUGGGGCGGCACAGUGUCUCAGCUGGAAAGCGCAGACCUCACAGUUCUGAGGUCCCGGGUUCAAUCCCGGACCCGUCUGUGUGGAGUUUGCAUGUUCUCCCCGUGCCUGCUUGGGUUUUCUCUGGGCACUCCGGUUUCCUCCCACAUCCCAAAAACAUGCAACAUUAAUUGGACACUCUAAAUUGCCCCUAGGUGAGAUUGUGAGUGCCGCUCUUUGUCUUGAUGUUCCCUGCUAUUGGGUGGCAACCAGUUCAGGGUGCACCCCGCCUCCUGGCCGUGGACAGCUGAGAUAGGCUCCAGCACUCCCUGUGACCCUUGUGAGGAUAAGCGGCUAAGAAAAUGGAUGAAUGUCUGGAUGGAUGGAUGGAUGGAUGGAUAAAAGUAGUUGCCAUAGCAGGGAAGUGAAGGAAACAGUUAUAGGAUGUGGGCGUGAGUGUAUAAGGAACAGAAAUUGCGACAGCGGGAGAGUAAAUCAUAGCGUGGUGAUUUUUAUGAUGAAGUCACCAAAAACCCGCUAAAUAUAAAUACCAAAUA